Telopea speciosissima is the source of this 1880-nucleotide messenger RNA. RefSeq lists its product as uncharacterized. The coding region runs from base 64 to 1692 and encodes 542 amino acids. The transcript is spliced from 5 exons. Lineage: Eukaryota; Viridiplantae; Streptophyta; Magnoliopsida; Proteales; Proteaceae. The record is from RefSeq and is a predicted model, not a curated record.
GGUUCGUUAAGUUGACGAGAUGAAAUUUUCUCAGGUUUCAGUUUUAAAUGGAGCAUCGAUAUCAUGGAAAAUGUUUCUGAUGAUCGAAGAGGCGAAGAUUUCUCGAACGAUGAUGAUGAUGAAAAUAAUACUCAACAUCUUCACCAGUUACAGAGCCGAAAUGAUUCUCUUCUCGCAGAGCUGGAAACGCUUUGGGUUUCUUACCAGGAUCUUCAAUCGAGAUCCAUGGCCAGGGAGGAUAGUUUCAUCCUCCUACAGCAGCAGAAAGACGAAGCUCUUAAUCGGAAUUUAGAUCUCGUCAAAUCUGUUGAAGAUAUCACUAAUGAAAGAGAUGCUCUGCGGGACGAGCUUCAUGGACUGGAGGUUGCGGCAAAAGAACGUGAGGAUGAUUUGAUGAGGCAGCGAGACGAGGAACUGAAGGAGAAAUUGGAUUUUCGUAGUGAAGCUGAAGCUUCUCUAGAGAAGAUCUCAGGGUUACUGGAGGAGAGGACUAAGAGAAUUAAGGUUUUCGUUUGCAGUUUGGAUUUGCUUCGGUCGAUGAAAGAGUGUUUGGGGAAGAUCAUAGACAGAGUUAUUGAAGACAAGUCGAGUAGUUUAAUAGAAGAAGAUGAGCAUACUAAAGACGAGUUUGAUUUUGAUGAAGAAUCGAAGGAAUUCUUAUCAGAGAUGACGGGUGUUCAUAAACUCACGACAGCAUUAGAAUCACGGUUAACGGAGUACGAAGAGCUGAGAAGGAAGGAGAAAAGAGAAUUGGAGAAUAGUGUGGUAAGUUUGACGGAAGAGAACAGAGACAUAAAUAGCUUGCUGAGGAUUGCUUUAGUAGAGAAGGAAGCAGUGGAAAGGGCUCUUAGUAAACUGAAGGGAACUGGUGAACACAAGAGAGUGGCAAUUCUGCAGAUUGCAGAGAAAGGGUUGCAGAAGGUUGGGUUCGGAUUCAUGAUGGGCGCUUCAGCUGGUGACUCAACAGAUAAUUCAAGUUCUAAUUCAUGCAAUAAAUCAGAAAGUAGUGACUGCGACCAGGAGGUUGUUAGUCUGGCCUCAACUGUAGAGAAGAUAAUGAAGAAUUUGCGUCUUGAAAUCACUCAAUUAAAGACAUCUUUGGAUGAAUCUAGGUCAGACACUGAGCGUCUACAAAGUCUUACAGAGAAACAAGCUCAGAAAAUUGCAGAAAGUGCACUAUACAUAAAGGAGUUGGAAGAGAGAGAGAGUAUGCUAGCUCAAAAUGUUGAAGAGCUCAUGAUGGAAAUAACAACAGCUGAAGAAGAAAUUGCUAGAUGGAGGGAAGCUUGUGAAUUGGAAGUAGAAGCUGGAAAGAAUGCGAUUGAAGAACGUGACAGAGAGGUGGCACGUCUGACAGAAGAGUUAGAGAAGAUGGAAGCUUCUCUGGAUUUGUCAAACAGCAAAUUGAAACUGAAAGCAGAACUCGCAGCCACAGCCAUGGCUGCCCAAGCAGCAGCCGAGAGGUCUCUGCAGCUGGCUGACAGCAGAGCUGCAGGAUUGCAUGAGCGGAUUGAGGAGCUGACUAGGCAAUUGGAUGAAGCUGACCGUAGAGGUGAACAAAAUAGCCGCCACAGAGUGAGGCACAUCUGUUGGCCAUGGCAUGCCUUCAGAGUGAAUUCUGCCGGUAUGAGGGGCCGGAAUGUAAAACGGAUGCUACCAGAGAUGGAGGCCUUGAUGCAUUUCGGCGCUUGACUUUAUUGUUCCAUCUCUUGGUUCCAUAUUUUUUUCAUGUGUUUGGUUAUUUUCUUGGGUUAUUCAUGUACAGCUUUGUAUCCUUUAUUUUUCCUUUCUCUUUCACUUCAUGGUUCAACUCAAUAGAGCUAUGACUGAAGAGAACUUGACUGUUUUGAAUACCUUGUAAGGAAUGGGUAGAAUUACCA